Cyphellophora attinorum is the source of this 1425-nucleotide messenger RNA. Its product is annotated as putative transporter MCH4. Lineage: Eukaryota; Fungi; Ascomycota; Eurotiomycetes; Chaetothyriales; Cyphellophoraceae. Gene Ontology annotation, cellular component: fungal-type vacuole membrane. The coding region runs from base 1 to 1425 and encodes 474 amino acids. Gene Ontology annotation, molecular function: transmembrane transporter activity. Gene Ontology annotation, biological process: transmembrane transport. The transcript is spliced from 5 exons. The record is from RefSeq and is a predicted model, not a curated record.
AUGACUGAGAAAGACACAACCAUCGCGGAAGGCAAGUCGCUAUCGUCCAGAUCGAUAGCCGCUGAUGAAGCCCUGUCAGAGUUUGGUGCAGCUGAGAGCAGUGAAUGGACGUAUGUUGCAGCUCACAAACUCCUGAAUGUUGAGAAGGACAGCGCUAAUUGUCCCGUUAGGCUUUCGUCCAUCUCAUGUCUGAUCGGCUCCUUCUGCUCGUUGUUCAUCUCAGUGGGCUUCCUGAACGCCUGGGGCGUUUGGCAGACAUACUACCAAGAGCAUCAACUAAAGGACCGAUCAGAAUUCGAUAUUGCCUGGAUCGGCUCUUUCGCGACCUUUGUUCUCAUGUUUGGUGGUGCAGCAGCUGGUAUCCUGGUCGAUAAACUCGCCGCUACUGGCAAGCGCAUGCACAGCAGUGUCCUUGGGAUUUUCCUCACAUCGCUCUGCGAGGAGUACUGGCAAUUCUUCCUAGCUCAAGGGCUCCUCACGGGCCUGGCGAUGUCGUUUCUUACCAUUCCAUGCGUGUCCACUCUGGCGUUGCACUUCACCAAGCAUCGCGGUCUAGCUACCGGCCUGACCAUCGCUGGCUCUUCGCUUGGCGGCGUAGUUUGGCCAAUCGUUGACGAUCAAUUGCUCAACCACCGCCGCUUGAGCUUUGGCUGGACGAUGCGCAUCAAUGGCUUCAUUGCGAUCCCACUAGCGAUCAUAGUGACCGUCUGCGUUCGACGACCCAACAGCGCGCCGUUACUCAAGAAGGCUAAGGCAGAGUCCACCCCAACGACCGCUGCUGUCGAGCAAGACAACAAGACAGCCAAAGAAGAGGAGGAUGAGAAGAAAGCCAAACGCAAAACCGGACUCGCGAUCUUGAAGCGGCCGGUCUUCAUCCUUUUCGCUGCGGGUGCUUCCAUAUUCAACCUGGGGAUGUUCUCACCCUUCUUCUUCGCCCCAGCAUACGCCACACACCUGGGCUAUGGAGCCUCAUUCGCCUUCUACACGUUAUCGGCCCUAAACGCAUCAUCUCUAUUCGGUCGCAUUCUGACCGGCAUUGCUGCCGACCGGCUUGGCGCAUUCAACCUUGCGACUAUGGCUGGCUUGAUUGGUGCUGUCGUCUGCUAUUGCUGGACUACCGCCACGAGUCAGGCGGGCAUCAUGGUGUGGGCGAUUGCGUAUGGUUUCUCCAGUGGUGCGAUAUUAUCGCUGCAAAUGCACUGUGCGACGUCGAUAGCGACGAAGGAGACCUACGGGACGGUCUUGGGAGCUGGGUUCGGAUUGUGCUCAAUUGCUGGCUUGGUAGGAAGCCCGAUAAGUGGCGAGCUUCUCCCACACGGCUUCCUUGCUCUGUCGAUGUAUGCCGCGACCACGCUUAUGGUUGGGGGACUUUGCCUUGGUGGCGCCAGGUUGUGUCUGAGCCGGAAACUUCUGGCGAAGGUGUGA